Messenger RNA from Zymoseptoria tritici IPO323, 743 nucleotides. Its product is annotated as 60S acidic ribosomal protein P2. Gene Ontology annotation, biological process: cytoplasmic translational elongation. The record is from RefSeq and is a predicted model, not a curated record. NCBI's taxonomy places the organism in Eukaryota, Fungi, Ascomycota, Dothideomycetes, Mycosphaerellales, Mycosphaerellaceae. The coding region runs from base 125 to 460 and encodes 111 amino acids. Gene Ontology annotation, molecular function: structural constituent of ribosome. Gene Ontology annotation, cellular component: ribosome; cytosolic large ribosomal subunit. The transcript has 3 exons.
CGACAAACUUACAGAACCCGAAGUCUACUUACAGAACGCGAAGCUUCAGUCUGCGCUCAAUCCCAGCGCUUAAAUCGAUUGAUUCUCUCGUUCCCUCACCAACAACACACACACAACCUUCAAAAUGAAGCACCUCGCGGCAUACCUUCUCCUCGGCCUGGGCGGCAACACCUCUCCUUCGGCGGAGGACAUCAAGGGCGUUCUCAGCGCUGUCGGUAUCGAGGCUGACGAAGAGCGCCUCACUCAGCUCCUUUCUGAGCUUGAGGGCAAGGACAUCAACGAGCUCAUCACCGAGGGCUCUGCCAAGCUCGCAUCCGUCCCAUCUGGUGGUGCUGCUGCACCAGCUGCUGGUGGCGCCGCUGCCGGUGGUGCCGCUGCCACUGAGGCUGCUCCAGAGGCCGCUAAGGAGGAGGAGAAGGAGGAGUCUGACGAGGACAUGGGCUUCGGUCUCUUCGACUAAGCGUAUCGCGCUCACGAUGAGGAGACGCUGGGGUGAAGGGAGGUUCAAAGCAGGAAAACAAUUGAGUGGAGGGUGGACGAUCCGGAUCAAAGGCAAUGGGAACACUAUUUGCUGUGGGAAGGAACUGCAGACACUAUGCUCGAAUUGAAACCUGCUCUUCCUGAGCUUGUCACCAUCACGUUGCCUGCCAUCUCCAAUCGUAUUUUUUCAGCGGAGGUGAACAUGCCACAGAUGAACCCUUCACCUACACCAAUCAGCCCUGUGAGCUGUACGGGUCUGCUGU